AUGGGCCGAUUUGGGAGCAAGAAAGAGGCCGAGUUGGCUGUUGGCAAGGAACUAGCUGCGGUCCUACCAAAUAACCCCAAACCAUGGUAUCUUGUACCACAUCUUCUGAAGCUUAAUCUGAUACUCCUCGUCCCCUUGUUCUCUUCUGCUUCUGUUGGCUAUGAUGGAUCGAUGAUGAACGGUCUACAAACCCUUCCCCAGUGGCGAGUAUUCUUCGACCGACCCGAAGGUGCGAUGUUGGGCCUCAUGAACUCGAUCUACCCUGUCGGCAAAGUGGUCGCUUUGUUCUUAGUCUCUUACUUGGUCGACCGUUUUGGUCGCCGCAUACCUAUUCUCUUUGGCUUAAUCACUUGCAUAGCAUUUGCCAUCAUGCAAGGGCUGUCACAGAACCUAGCCACUUUCGUCGUGGCGAGAUUUCUACUCGGGUUUUGCACCAGUUUUCUGAGCCAACCGAGUCCAAUCAUCGUUACUGAGCUUGCAUACCCUACGCAUCGCGGCAAGAUCACUGCUAUGUACAACACCUUCUAUUACUUCGGCGCCAUUUUUGCCGCUUGGACCACAUACGGGACCUUCAAAAUCCAAUCAACUUGGAGCUGGAGAAUUCCAUCGAUUCUACAAGGUGCAAUUCCAGCCAUACAACUCCUGGGUUGGUACUUCCUCCCAGAAUCUCCGAGAUGGCUCGUUGCCCAUGGCCGUAAUACUGAGGCUCGAAAAGUUCUUGCCGAUUGGCACGCUGCUGGGGACCUCCAGUCUGCUUUGGUCGAAUUUGAAAUGCGUGAGAUUGAAGCCGCUGUGAUGGCCGAGGCCGAUGCUAUGUCGUCGACAUCAUGGUUUGACCUCGUCCGCACUCCUGCCAAUCGCAAGCGAACUCUUAUCGCGAUCAUUACCGGUUGGUUCGCCCAAUGGAAUGGCGUCGGGGUGGUCAGCUAUUAUUUGGUUCUCGUGCUCAACACCAUCGGUAUCACUAAGGUCAAAGAUCAGACCUUAAUAAACGGCCUGCUUCAGAUCUUCAAUUGGUUAGUGGCGACGUUCCUGGGUGCUUUCAUGGUUGAUCGGCUAGGUCGGCGAUUCUUGUUCCUGCUAUCUUGCGCAGGCAUGUUGAUCAGCUACAUCAUCUGGACAGGACUAACGUCUUACUUCGUAUCCGCUCGUGGCGAGGCCACGGGUCGUGCUGUCGUGGCUUUCAUCUUCAUAUAUUAUUUCUUCUACGACAUCGCCUGGACUCCUCUCCUACAAGCUUACCCGGUUGAGAUCUUUCCUUACACACUACGCGCACGCGGCCUGGCCACUACCUACAUAUCCUCUUUCAUCGCUCUGAUCUUGGGCAAUCAAGUCAACCCAAUCGCCAUGAAAUCAUUAAGCUGGAAGUAUUACAUUGUCUUCUGUUGCAUCCUGGCCUUUCUUUUUGGCAUCAUCUAUUUCUUGUUCCCCGAGACCAAAGGCCAUACCCUGGAAGAGAUCCGUGAGAUCUUCGAGGGAAAACUCAAUGUCAGAACCGAGGACUUGGAGGAAAAGCAAUCGGAAUCGAAUUCACACCAUGAGACUUCGAAUAAAGUCACAAGUCAAGUUCAAGUUGCACCAUAG
Messenger RNA from Exophiala bonariae, 1584 nucleotides. RefSeq lists its product as uncharacterized. The record is from RefSeq and is a predicted model, not a curated record. The coding region runs from base 1 to 1584 and encodes 527 amino acids. The transcript has 5 exons. NCBI's taxonomy places the organism in Eukaryota, Fungi, Ascomycota, Eurotiomycetes, Chaetothyriales, Herpotrichiellaceae. Gene Ontology annotation, biological process: transmembrane transport; carbohydrate transport. Gene Ontology annotation, molecular function: carbohydrate:proton symporter activity. Gene Ontology annotation, cellular component: membrane.